ACGCGGGGCCGUCGGGACGGGGCGGCCGUUCCGGUGCGUGCGGCGGGGACACCACGCGGCCAUGGCGGACGGGGACGGUUCCAGCGUGAAGAAGAAGAGGAAGAAGGAGAAGCGGGUGCUCGCCGACGAGGAUGUUGCGGACAUCCAGCACACGGAGGACUUUCUCAUCAAGCCCGAGUCCCGGGUGCCCCAGCUGGACACGUCGCAGUGGCCCUUGCUGCUAAAGAGCUUUGACAAGUUAAAUGUGAGGACAGCACACUACACACCUCUUCCUUCCGGUGCUAAUCCUCUGAAGAGAGAGAUUUCUGAUUAUGUUAGGUCUGGCUUUAUUAACCUCGACAAACCUUCCAAUCCAUCCUCUCAUGAGGUGGUUGCGUGGAUCCGGCGCAUCCUCCGAGUGGAGAAGACCGGACACAGUGGCACUCUGGAUCCUAAGGUGACUGGGUGCCUCAUUGUGUGCAUUGAGAGGGCAACACGCCUGGUCAAAUCUCAGCAGAACGCAGGCAAAGAGUAUGUGGGAAUUGUUCGGCUGCACAAUGCAAUUGAGAGUGAGGCUCAGCUGGCCAGGGCAGUAGAAACUCUGACAGGCGCGUUGUUUCAGCGACCACCCCUCAUUGCUGCUGUCAAACGACAACUGAGAGUCAGAACCAUCUAUGAGAGCAAGCUGGUGGAGUAUGAUCCUGAGAGAAGAUUAGGUAUCUUCUGGGUGAGCUGUGAAGCAGGCACGUACAUCAGGACUCUGUGUGUCCACCUGGGGUUGCUGCUGGGUGUGGGGGGCCAGAUGCAAGAGCUCCGCAGAGUCCGCUCGGGCAUCCUGGGAGAGAAGGACAACAUGGUGACCAUGCACGACGUGCUGGAUGCACAGUGGCAGUACGACAACAACAAGGAUGAGAGCUACCUGAGGAGAGUCAUCCUGCCCCUGGAGAAGCUGCUGACUUCACACAAGAGGCUCGUCAUGAAAGACAGUGCAGUUAAUGCCAUUUGCUAUGGAGCCAAGAUCAUGCUGCCUGGUGUUCUGAGGUAUGAAGAUGGUAUUGAGCUUAAUCAGGAGAUUGUUGUCAUCACCACGAAAGGAGAAGCUAUCUGCCUAGCCAUUGCCUUGAUGACCACAGCAGUCAUUUCUACCUGUGACCAUGGCAUCGUGGCAAAGAUCAAGAGAGUGAUCAUGGAGAGAGACACAUAUCCCCGAAAAUGGGGUCUGGGCCCCAAGGCCAGUCAGAAGAAGAUGAUGAUCCAGAAGGGUCUUCUGGACAAGCAUGGAAAGCCCAACGAGAGCACACCAGAUUCCUGGAAGAAGGAGUAUGUGGAUUACAGGGAUUCUUCCAAGAAAGAAGCAGCUGCUGAUCACCAACCUGUGUCAGAGCUGGAGAGGGCUUCAAAAAGGAAGCGAGAGUCGGUGAGUGAAAGUGAUGAAGCUGUGACCCCCCCGUCCCCUGCCACCCCUCCACCAGAGGAGCUGAGCAAAAAGGAAAAGAAAAAGAAGAAGAAAGAGAAGAAGGCCAAAGAGGCAGCCGAGAGUGGGGGAGAGCAAAUAGAAGUGACCAGUGAGACCAGCAUCAAGAAGAAGAAGAAGAAGAAACAAAAGGAGGUCGAAGAGAGCUCGGAGUAAGCAACUGGAUCUGUCCAAAGCAGGCAACCUCAUCAUUAAGGAAGGAGGAAUCUGAGGCCUUGGGAAGAGGAGGACUGGCUGUGUUGGCAGAGGGGCCAGCAAGCUCCAAGUUCUUUUCUGCUGUGUAUGAGUGAGCGGGUGUGUUUGCCCAGGAUGUGCCCUGCUCAGGUGCCCCUCUUCAUCCUGUUUUAAGGGUUGCCAGAGGAGUGGUGUGCCUGGCUGUCCCUGCUCUGGGUUGAUCUCUAAAGCUGAGCACUGUGAUGCCAGUAGAAGCGAUAUCUUCAGGGAAGCUGUAGCUUCUGGCUCUUACUUGGUGUCUGUUUUCACCUAGAGGGUGGAAUAAUCUUUCUCCCCCUUCUAGUACUGCCUCUUCCUUUUCUUCCAAGGCUGAAGCUGUUGCCUGACAGUUACAUGAAUGUAUUGGUGCCUGGAGGACUGGCUUUGUCACAGCCCAUCUGAAUGGGUUUGGAUGGGGACAGUCAGAUCGGUUAUUGAAAGGGCUCUGCUUUGUUUUUAACUUGGCCACAUGCUUGGCUUGACCUACAUGAAUUCAAAUAGUCCACCCAGAUAUUCUUCAAUACCUUGUUUUUACCUUUUUCACAAAAGGUAAACGUUAAAACGUUUACUUCCUCCUUUUUGCUGUAUUGCCCAGGGAUAUGCUUGUUGCUUGUCAGCUGAUCCCCAAACCCAGUGCCCUUGCCAGGGUGUACCUGUUGCUGUCUCUUUGCUCCUCUCUACCCACUUGUUGGAUUGGAACUGCAGGGCUUUGGGUUGCCUUUCCUGGUUUUGGUGCCCAGUGUGCUCUGAAGGCUAAAAGUGGGGAUGUUGCUGGGGAACAGAGGGUGACCAGGGGGUGACUGGCCUGUGUGCUUUUCUAAAGGGCUGCUGGGACUGGAGUCCUUGUCAGGAAAAGCUUGGUCAGAGGCAGCUCUGCAAGGGGCAUUGGGUGUUGGGCUUAAGCAGUUUCAGAAAGACUUUUCCUGAUUUCCUUAUAUGGAAUGGCUUACUGGGGGUCAAAGAUCUCUCAGUCACAGGGGUAGUGUGCCAGGAUUUUAGCUCCUUUUAAAUGGGGAAGGAUCCAGGCUGCUUUGUUCUGAGAUUCAUCCCCACAGAGAUUCUGUGACUUUUAACCUCAUUCAUUGCUUUUAUCUUAACUGUCUAUCCUCCCCUCCAUAGCUGGAGAUAAAUGCAAGCAGUGGGGACAGCAGCUGGUGGCUGUCAGAACCUGAGCAG
Messenger RNA from Corapipo altera (White-ruffed manakin), 2842 nucleotides. RefSeq names its product dyskerin pseudouridine synthase 1 (gene DKC1). The transcript has 15 exons. NCBI's taxonomy places the organism in Eukaryota, Metazoa, Chordata, Aves, Passeriformes, Pipridae. Gene Ontology annotation, biological process: mRNA pseudouridine synthesis; snRNA pseudouridine synthesis; box H/ACA sno(s)RNA 3'-end processing. Gene Ontology annotation, molecular function: RNA binding; pseudouridine synthase activity. Gene Ontology annotation, cellular component: box H/ACA snoRNP complex. The coding region runs from base 62 to 1609 and encodes 515 amino acids. The record is from RefSeq and is a predicted model, not a curated record.